AUGCUCAAGUGGAGAGCUAUCGUUGAUAGAUAUUCAAACCUCAAUCCCAGUGUCUGGAACGUCAGCGCAAUGUUUGCAGAUCAAAUGCUCAGCUUGAAAAAGUUAAACUGGCCUAUCAAUGAUAGACAUGUAUGUGGACGCUAUUCUGUAUGGCAAUCAAAAACGCAUACUAUGAGUGGUGAUUUUACGGGUGAGAACCAGAAGUGUGCUAGUGGAAUUUAUGCCAUGACUGCAGCGACCUUCUUUGAGAUUUAUGGCGGAAAGGUGUUCGACCUUCUGAAGCAAAAAGCUUUAUUGCGAGUUCUUGAAGAUGGCAAAAAAGAAGUACAAGUUGUUGGACUGAAAGAGGUUCCUGUUAAGUGCGAAAACGAUGUUCUUGAUCUGAUCCGGCAGGGCACGGAUAUGCGCACUGCAGGAGCAACAUCUGCAAAUUCCAAUUCGAGCAGAUCCCAUGCCGUCUUUCAAAUAGUUUCGAGGAGGGGCAAUAAAUUAUGGGGAAAGUUUUCGCUGAUAGAUUUAGCGGGUAACCAACGUGGUUAG
Molecule: messenger RNA, 540 nt
Organism: Cylicocyclus nassatus
Lineage: Eukaryota; Metazoa; Nematoda; Chromadorea; Rhabditida; Strongylidae
Source: the annotation of a GenBank genome assembly